AUGGAAAGUUAUUCAACAUAUGAAUUUAAAGAUAAUUUAAUAAUAAAAAUUAUAAGAACUAAUGAUGUUAAAAAGAGAUUUUACAGUUAUACAGAAUAUAUUUUGGAGUUUAAGGUUCUGAACAGUCAGAAAGUUCUGAAGAAAAGAUAUUCUGAUUUUGUUACCUUUUAUGAUUUAUUAAAAAAUGAGUUACUCACAAAAUUCAGCGAAUCCUUAGAAAAAAUUAGUGUUCUUCCCUCCAAAAAAAUAUUCGGAAGGUUCAACUACAAUUUUAUAGAAGAACGUAGACAACAACUGGAAUCCUUUCUGAUGAAUAUAACAAGAUAUAAAAAUGUAUAUCUAUGUGACAACUUCUAUGAAUUUUUGUGCUUAGAUAAUAUAACAAAAUAUUUAUACAAGUUAAUGUGCACGAGGUUGGAAGAUAUUAGUAAUAUUCAGAAAUUACUAAAAAAGAUUAAUUAUAUUUUAUUCAUGUCACGAAAUAAUACAUUGAAAAGUGCAGAAUGUGAUAUUAUAAAUUAUUUAUAUUAUUUAAGAGAGAAUAUAAAAUUAAAUAAUGAGAUAAAAUUUUUUAUAUUAAAUAUAUUUCUUCAUCAUUUAACAUAUACUAAAACAUCAGAGAAUUUAUUGAAUGUUACUUUGAUGAGAUUUUCCUUUGAUAUUAUUUAUGAAAAUUUAUUAAGUAAUAGUAUAAAUGAGGUUUUAUUAAAAACAUCUUCUGAAACGAUAUUAAGAAUUGUUGAUAAAAGAAGUGAUGUAUUUUUAGAUUAUUUAAAAAUUUAUAACUUUAAACAAAUAUGUACAAUAUUUAAUAUUAUAAAUAGAAAAAAAGAAAAACAAGAUAAUAAAAAAAUUGAUAAUAUAGUAUUUAAUAUAUAUAUAUUAAUAUCUUUAUUAUUAUUAUCUUCUAUCCAUAUUAAAGAUAUUCAAAAUUUUUUUAUUAUAAAAAAUAAUAAUAAUAAAGGUAUACGUAUAUUAGGAUAUAUGUAUGAAAGUCAGAAUAUUAAUAUACAAAUUAUUUGUUGUAUUAUUUUGUCUUUACUUAUAAUUAAUAAAACUAUUAAAGAUGAAGAUGUUAUUUAUAAGACAAAAAUGUCUAUUUUAUUAAUUCAAAAUGAUAUACAAAAUAUAAAAAGUGUGGAUUAUCAAUUAAUAGAAAUAAUUUGUAGUAAAAAAAAUAUAAACCUCUUAAAUUCUAUUCUAGAUUUAUUAUUAAAAGAUAAAAUAUUAAAAUAUGAUUUAACCUUAAAUGAUAUUGACCAUUAUGAAAAAUAUACUAUGUAUGAUAAUCCCUUUGAAAAAGAUUUAUUUUAUGAACAGAAAAUUAAAUAUGCAGAUUUUUCAAAUAAUGAUAUUAUUUUACAGUUUAUACUUUUUAUCAUCAACAUUGGUGUGACUGAAUUUUUCUUACUUAAAAAAAAUUAUAAAUUUCUUAUGAAAAAAAAAAAAUUAAAAAUCAAACUAAAAAAAAAAGAGUUAUCUGAAAAAAUAAAGCUAAGAAAAUUUAAUAGAAAAACCAAGCAGGCCCAAUUUAUGUUAACCGAUAAGGCGCAGGAUUAUAAUAUGAGCGCACAAAGUAGAAAUAAAAAUAUAAGGGGCAACGAAAAUAACAAUAAACAGAACAAGACUCAAUCAAAAAAAAGAGCAGAAUAUAUGUAUAUGUCCAAGUAUUGUGAUUCACCUAUGAACGAUGAUGACGACGAUAAUGAUGAUUAUAAUGAAGGAUAUAGGGACUGUUUAGAGUCUGAAAGGAAUAAAAGUAGAAAGAAGCAACUAUAUGAAAAUUAUGAUGAUGAUGAUGAUGAUGAUGAAGAUGAAGAUGAUGAUGAAGAUGAUAAUGAUGAUUAUGAAGAUAACGAUGAUGAUGAAGAUGAUAAUGAUGAUUAUGAAGAUAACGAUGAUGAUUAUGAUGACGAUAACGAUGAUGAUGAUGAUUAUGAUGACGACGAUGAUGAUAAUUCCUAUUAUGAUACCCCUUAUGGUAAUAAUAAUAAUUUUAAUGUUCGUUUGAAUGGACACAUGAACAGAAAGUUAAAUAAAAGAAUUCCUAAUAAAAAAAAUAAGCGUAUGAAUAAAAAAGGAAAGAAAAAAAAGAAAAAUAUAGAACCUUGUAACGUUUCAGCAACGAGUUCUUGUAUUUCAUCUUUGUAUUCAUUUUCAAGUGAUUAUGAUAGUGCAACAAAUAAUAAUAACAAUAAUAAUGAUGCUGAUAAUGAUUAUAAUAAGAAGAAGAAAAAAAAAAAUGUUUCAAAUUUAAACAUGCAUGUUGUAAAGAAUAUAUCGUAUGAUGACGAUUUUAGUGUGCAUUCAGGGAGUAUAAAAAAUGAUCUUUUAUUUUUAGAAGGAGAAGGAAGUGACAAUGAUGAGGUUGAUGAUGAUAUUGAUGAUAAUGAUUAUAAUGACAAUAAUGACAAUAAUGAUGACAAUGAAAAUAAUGAUGGCAAUGACAAUAAUAAUAAUAAAAAUAAUAAUACAAAUAAGAGUACAAAUAAGAACCUUUCUAGUUCUUCAAAAUAUAACAAAAAGAAUGUAACACCAUCUGAGUUGAGAGAAGAAAUAAAAAUGUUGAAAGAUAACAGAAAAAAGUUUGUGCGUAGGAUAAGAAGAAUAAAUGAACAGAUAUUAUUAAUAUUAUGUAACGAAAGGAUGAUACAUAAUAUAUAUAAGUGUGCUAAUUUAAAUAAUUAUAAAAUUAAAUUUUAUGCUUCUAUAAUAUUAUCAUAUAUACCAAAUAUAAAUGAAAUGUUAUCUAGUUUUUCUAAUCAAGAUUAUUUAAAUAAUAAUAAUAAUAACAAUAAUAAUAAUAAUAAUAAUAACAACAACAACAACAACAACAAUAAUAAUAAUAAUAAUAAUAAUAACAAUGUGUAUCAUAAAACGCUUAGCAGCAACAUAAACAAUGUAGAUAAUAUGAACCAUGCAGAUUAUAUAAAGAAUGAUAAUUCAAAAGAUUUUGUAGAUGCUGAAAAAGAAAAAAAUAAUUUACAAUAUUUAUCUUAUGGUCCAAUUGAAAAUAUAACAAAAUCAUCUUUUGCUUCUGAUAGUCUUGCUAUUAGAAAGAAUAGUAAGAUUUUCAUAUGUAGUGUUGAAGGAGAUUAUUAUAAUUAUAUUUAUAAGUUUAAUAUUUUUAAUGUAUUAUUAUUUUAUUUAUUCAAUGAAACAUGUUUUUAUGAGCAUAUACUUGUGCAUUUAAAAAAAUAUAUUGAAGAACAGAGUUCUCUUAUGAAUUUAAAACAUUUUAAAAUAAAAAAAAAUGAAUUUGUAAAUACAUUCCUUUUUAAUAAUAUUGGCAAAAAUAUGCAAAAGAAAAAUAAAGGAAAGCAAAGAAAAAAGAAUAGGAAUAAAAGAACUUAUAAAAAAGAAAGUUUUCUAAGUACAGCAGAUGAUAAGAUGAAUACAACACCGAAUGGGCCCAUGUCAUAUGGAUAUAAAAACAAUUAUAGUAAUAAUUCAUAUUAUAAUGAUAGUAGUCAUAUUAAUUAUAUGAGCAAGAAGAAUAAUGUUCGCACGGGCGAAUGUGUUAUAAAAAAUAAUAAAGCUGGAUAUGAUAAAAAUAAUGAGAAUAAAGAUAAUAUAAAAGAUAAUAUAAAAGAUAAUAUAAAAGAUAAUUCGUUAGAUAUGGAACAUGCCCUUGUGGAAUACACUCCAAAUGAUGAUAGUUUGUUGGAAGGGGAUCAUGUAAAUAAUGACAAUUUUGAUAAUAUGAAAAUGAAUAUGAAUAAUAUGAAUAAUAUGAAUAAUAUGAAUAAUAUGAAUAGUGUGAAUAAUUUAAAUAGUGUGAACAAUUUGAAUAAUGUUAAUUAUAACAAUGAACAAAUAGUUUUAUAUAGUGAAUCAAAAAUUUAUGACCAUAUGCAUCACGUUUUUAAUUACAUUUCGAAUAUAAGAAAAUUUGGACUUUUAAAUAAUUAUAUUGUUGAAUUAUAUAUGAGUAUUCGAAAGAAAUUAAUGAUGAUUGAUAUGUAUUUUCUUUUUGAUAUAAUAGAAAAGAAAGUUUAUGAGAAGAAUGAAAUGAAAGAAAGGAUCAAUAACUUAAAGAAAGAAUAUGAAUGUGUUAAUAUAACAUAUAAUGAUUAUAUAAACUUACAAUAUGAAUGUAAUAAAUUUAUAAGUAUAAUAGAUAAGUUAUAUGAAGAAUUAGAUGAUAUUGAAAAAAGAAGAAAAAAAAUAUUAAGAAGUCAUAAAAUAGUACAUGUUAAUGUUUGUAAUUAUAGAAAGAAAUUAAUACAUAUAGAAAAAAUGAUAGAAGAAGCUCCUACUAUGAAAAAAUGUAUAAAUGAUGAAUUAUAUAAAAUAAAAAUAAAUGUAGGUUUAUAUAAAAAGGAUAGAAAAAAAUUAUCUUUUUUUAUAUUGUUACAUAAAUUUUAUUUAGAUAAUUAUAAUAUUAUUUUAAAUAAAUUAAAAAAUAUGAAUAAUUUAAUAGAAAAUAUAGAAUUAUUAUCUUCUACUGAUUAUGAAAAAAAUAAAAAUUUAAUAUUUAAAGAAUUCUCUUAUCUAUUAUGUAAUGAUAUUGUAUUAAUAGAGUUAUUAAAAAAAAAAUGUAAAAUUGAAGUUGCAAAAAAUAAAAAUUAUUCUUUAUUAUUAUCAAGGGAGAAAAAAAUGGAUACCUUUAAUUAUAAUAUAUGUAAUGAAAAUAAGUUAGUAAUAAUAAAUAAAGACAAUAAUAUGAAUGACCGAAGGACGAUGGAUUUGUUUAAAGGAAAGGAUGACUUGCUUGAUAAAUAUUCUUAUUAUUUGAAUAAUGAUAAUGUAUUCAAUAUGGGCCACAUGAGGGAAUCCCAAUAUAAUAAUUCUUUCGAUUAUGUGGAGAAUAUGAGAAAUAUGGAGAAUAUGAAAAAUAUGAGAAAUGUGAAAAAUAUGAAAAAUAUGAAAAAUAUGAAUAAUAUGAAAAAUAUAUAUAAUAUGCAUAAUAUGGAUAGUAUAUAUAAUAUGAAUAAUAUAUAUAAUGAUAAUAACUUAUAUGGUAUGUCUAACAAGUCAUACAAGAACAUGCAAAAUACCUUUAAUGACAACAGCAGUGACAGUGAUGAUGUUUUAAUUAAUAAACUACAAAAAAAGGAACAAGGUCAUAUGAAAAAUAUGUUAAAUCAUAAGAAUGAUUAUUAUAAUAAUAGAGGGCAAACAAAUUCAAUAUAUAAUUUUGAUACAACUCUUGAAGAUUUUAAUAAUAAUAAUAAUAUUAAAGAUAAUAAAGUUAUUUUAUCAGUAGAUGAAAUCGGUAUUGAAAAAAAUGUAAAGAUGAAUGAGAAAAGAGAACCUACUAAUAAUAAUUAUGAUGAUGAUGAUGAUGACAAUUAUAAAACAACUAGUUAUUAUAAUAAAAAUUAUAAAGAUGAUAUCUACAAUGAAUAUAAUGAAAAAGAUAAAAUGAUGAUGUUACCUUACGAUGAUCAAAAUGAAGAUCUAGCACAUAUCGCACUCGAUGAAGAACAAAUAGAUGAGGAACAUGAAAUGGAUGAGGACGUAUUAGAAGAGGAUGCUUUGAACACCGAAUUUGUUUCAAGUGAUGAAGAUAAUAUAGAUUUAAAAAAGCGAAUUGAUGAAUUUAAUAAUUAUAAAAAUGAAGAUAUAAAAGGUUUAUUACCAGAAGAUAUAAAAGUAGAUGAUACCCUCACUAAAAAAAGAUUUAUAGAAAUAUUAGAUAUUAUUAAAAAUAGAAAAAAACAAAUCGAAAAAAUGACAACACAUAAAAAUAGUGAGAUAUAUAAAAAUAUACAUAAAUAUAAUACAUUAUUAAAUAAAUGUAAUAUGCAAAUUAAUUUCAAUCAAAAGAGAUAUGCCAAGUUGAGGAAGCAAAUGGGUUCUAUAAAUACAAGUACGAUGAUAAAGAAGUCGGAGGCCAUAUACAAAACGAUCAGAGAGUGGGACGAUAAAAUCAACUUACUGAACGACGAUAUAAAAGUUGUUGAGAACGAGAAGAAAGAAAAAGAAAAAGAAAUCGCUAUGCAAAAAAAAAAACUCGAUAAAAAAGAAAAAGAAAAAAAUCAAAAAAAAGAAGAAUUACGAUUAUUAGUUACAGAAAUGUAUAAACAUAAUAAUAAAAUCAAAAAAAAAUAUAAAAAAGAUGAAAAAAUUAUCUUAUUAAUAUUAUAUAAUUCUUGGUUCUUAUAUCAUUAUAUAUAUAUCAUAUAUUUAAAUACUAUCAAAUUAAAAAAUUUUUUAUCAUAUAAACAAAAUAUAAAUGAACAAUGUCUUACAUCCGCUAAACAAACUAUUUUAAAUAUUAACUUUUUUUCCGAGCUCUUAGAUGAAAAUGAUUGUCAACAUUUUUAA
Molecule: messenger RNA, 6273 nt
Organism: Plasmodium gaboni
Lineage: Eukaryota; Apicomplexa; Aconoidasida; Haemosporida; Plasmodiidae
Product: putative phosphoinositide-binding protein
Exons: 4
Coding region: 1-6273 (2090 amino acids)
Biological process (GO): intracellular protein transport
Cellular component (GO): early endosome
Molecular function (GO): phosphatidylinositol binding
Source: RefSeq, a predicted model, not a curated record